Mercenaria mercenaria is the source of this 8433-nucleotide messenger RNA. Its product is annotated as dystroglycan 1-like. Gene Ontology annotation, molecular function: calcium ion binding; laminin binding. The record is from RefSeq and is a predicted model, not a curated record. Bases 27 to 4076 code for a protein of 1349 amino acids. Gene Ontology annotation, cellular component: dystrophin-associated glycoprotein complex; sarcolemma; dystroglycan complex. The transcript has 2 exons. Lineage: Eukaryota; Metazoa; Mollusca; Bivalvia; Venerida; Veneridae. Gene Ontology annotation, biological process: morphogenesis of an epithelium; nerve development; muscle attachment.
UUUCUGGUUCUGAGCAUGUUCUGUCUAUGGGUGCUUUAUAUUCAUCUAUGCAAUAUGAAAAGGUUGCCAAGUAUUUUCUUAACAAAAAUGUGCAUGACAAGCUUUCUAGCAAUUCAUAUCUAGCUAUGCAAUAUCAUACAGCUGCUAACUUCAUGUCUCGUAGUGAUAUACAUGAACAAUUUUCUUAUGAUUUUUUUCCAUCGCUGCACUAUGUUACUUUUAUUAACAGUGAAAGUGUUCAUAACAUUGAAGGGCAUUCAAAGCAUUCCAGUGAAUUAUAUUCAUCUAUGCAAUACAUCUCUGGUAUUAACAGUAUUCGUAACAGUGAUUUGCAUGAAAAAUUUCCUUUUAACACUGAAGAAGCCUUCCAGUAUAAACAGACUUUCAUCCCCAGGAGAGAUUUUCAUAGCCAAGAUAUUAGUGAAAUAUCUCCUUCCAGAGAUUUGUAUUCCAAAAAACAAGAUGCUGAAGGAAAUAAAAUUAAUGGAAAAGAAAAUUUUGAAAAAUUGUCUGACAACUGGGGUACAGUUUUGAAAUUUAAAGCCAGAAUGAAUUCUUACCAAAGCAAUGAGACCCAUGAUAAUUCUAUGCCUGAAUUGUGCCAAAAAGAUCAGAUAGUUUUUUAUGCAAGCUUGAUUUUGCAUGUUAGCAAUAACCUUACUAAUGCUCAAGAAGAUUUGAUUAUGCUCAAGUGGUCAAAUUUUAUUUCUAAAGAUCCUGAUAUGAUUUUUAUUUCAAGAACGGAAUCUGAUGUUUUGGGAUAUACUGGAAAGUACAUUUUGACUGGAGGACCAGGAAAUGUGAUCGAAUCUUUGUCAAAGAGUGUAGAGAUAUCAUGGCAUAUAGCAUGUGGAUUCUUUGAACAGCUGCAUGACUUCACUAGAAUUCUACAACACAAUAUUGAUGUUGGAAGAGUGAGUGCUGAGAUAGGAUUUAAUGUGAUAGCCUGGUUUGUGUACACAGAUAGACCAUUGCCUAAACGUGUAAGACGACAAGCCCAUUCUGGUAAGAGACAGACAGUAACACCUACAUUUUCACUACCAGCUCCAACAACUUUAUCAGAGAUGUCAACAACAGUAACAGAAAGCUUGUUGUCUUCUUUCUUCAAUGGGAUGUCUUCAGAUAUUACAUCUUCUGUUAUUUUCUCAUCAUCAUCUAGUUUACUGCCAACAUCAGUAUUUUCAGUUACAUCUUUAGUGACAACAGAAAGGGUCUUUUCUUCAGUAAACAUAAGUUUUACUGUUCCUAUUACUUUUACUACAACAUACAGUCCAGGAGUUUCUUCUGUUUUCACAAAGUUUGUUAUAUCUUCACCAAUUACAACAUUUGCUGCUAGUAAGAGUUUUUCUGGAUUUUCCACUGUUUUUUCUUCAUUGAAAACCAGUCUGGCAUCUUUUACAACUCCUUCACUUUUGCCAUCAUUUUCAUCUUCAUCCUACCUUUCUUUAAAGUCAACAUCAGUCAUGCACUCAAAAUCAACAUCAUUCAUACUGUCAACCCAUUCUUAUGUCCUUAGCUCGAAAAGCAGUACAGAAGAAAUUUUGUUGACACCAAGUUUAAAUUCUUCCUUAUAUCCUGAUACUUCAGUUCCCUCAUUAAGCCCAGUAUUCUCUAUAGAAUCGGUAUAUACUUCAUCAUUUCAAGAUAUUUCUACAAAUUUCAUUUCUAGUUUUUCUAUUGUGUCUUCAUCAAAAAUUGAAUCUACAUAUUUUUCAGUGACUAAUAUUUUAGAGACAUUUGUCACAUCCAGCUCGUUGAGGUCAACAUCUAUACUUGAAUCCUCACUUUACACAAGCUCCUUGUCAGAAGGAAUUAAAUCUAUAUCAAUGUCAGUAACAUCAAAUUUAAGUGCUUCAGAGUCUGGUAAAAGCUCCUCUUUGUCAUCGUAUGAGAUGUUAUCUUCUACCUCAUCUUUUUUACUUCCAUCAUACAUUGAAAUAGUCACUACAAUAUAUUCCAUUAAUUUCUCCACACCAUUCCUUAGUUCUACUGAAAUAUUUGAAUCAUUAGAGUCACUAACAUCUUUUGUUACUCCUCUUUCUGCUUCAGCACUUACUUCAUUGUCUGAUACAUUAGUAUCAAGGUCAUCCAACUUACCAUCAGAAUUUUUGCCCUAUGGAUUAUCUUCAAGUUCAUCUGUGUUUCCAUCAUUGCUAAUUUCUUCUUCAGUUUUAUCUCAAGCAAGCAACGCAGCAUAUUUGUCUACACUUGCUGUUGAAAGUGAUACAGGAAUAUUUCUUUCUACAUCUUUGAUCAAGUCUGUUAUGACAAGUGCAUUCCAGUCUUCUUACACAGUACUACCUUCAUUAAGUUCAUUUUCAAAAUAUAUUUCCUUUUCAUCAACCUUUGUCUUAUCACCAACAAAAUUAAUUACAAAUGCCUCAAUAUAUUCAAUAUCAGUGAGCACAAUCUUUCCAACAACAGUGGCCCAGCCAUACCUUACAACACCAGUAUCAGUGACUACCUCAUCUUCAGAGCUAUUUUCACCUAAAGUUUCCUCAAGUGUUUUGUCAGAAAUGACUAAUACACCACACAAGUCAUCAAUAAUUCUAUCAAGCCCAGUAGUUACUGCUGCAACUUUUUCUUCCAUCGAAACUUCUAUCAGAGUUAGAUCUACAUCAGAAAUCAUUUCACCAUUAUCAAGCAUUCAGAUAUUUUCGUCAUUUCGUUCAAGUUCAACAGUUGCCAAAGAAAGCUCAGUAUAUGAAUUGACACCAAGUUUACCAGAAUUAAGUACUUCUGAUAUGCUGAACAGUGCCUAUUCAACAUCUAAAUCUUCAGUUUUUACAACUGUGCCAUCAUCUGACAGGUCUUCAGUGGUCUCUACAUUGGUACUAUCUACUAGUAUUUUACCAUCAAGAGCAUCAGUGACAUAUUCAGUAACAUCAGUGGGGAGCACAAAAGUUGUAUCAACGGCUGCUCCAGAUGAGUCCCCAAGUCUAGAGAAGUCUAUUGACCAUCUUAAAGUCAUUGUUGGAAGAUACUUCAAAUUUCAAAUCCCAGAUGGUACUUUCUCCGACAAAGAAGAUGGCAAUACACGAAACCUGAGUUUGAGGAUAAGUCUGACAUAUAGUAAACCAUUUCCUGAAGAUGCCUGGCUUAUGUUUAAUGAAACGUCACAAACCUUUUAUGGAAUUCCAUUAAAAAAUGAUUCAGAUGGAGAAAGCGUUAUAAGUGAGUUCACAUUGAUAGCAGAGGAUUCGCAGGGUCAGGUUGCAAAGGAUGCAAUUAGUUUAACGUAUGAAUAUGAAAAGGAUGUAAAUCAUAGGAUUAGUGUGGCCUUCAAUGGCAGUUAUGAAAAGUUUACAAAUGACAGAAUGAAUUUAAUUAAGGUUGCUGAAAAAAUAGCAGACUUUUAUAAUGAUGAAAAUUUAAACUUUUUGACAUUUUCUAAUGUAGAGACGGGAUCUGUUGUUAUUGUUUGGAGUAAUAACUCCUUGAUAGGGACUACUUGUAUUAAAAGCAAGAUUCAGGAACUCUAUAACAGACUCUCUGAUGAUAAUGGAACAAUUUCAGACCAAUUUGUAGCAUUAUUUACAGACUUUACACCAAUUAACACAAGUUUUGAAUUUUUGGGGGCUUGUCUUUUACCAAUUACAUCUUUUGCCCCACCCACAAAAUCUCCUGUCAGUGAAACUGAUAACAGAAUGUGGAUAGAAAUAGUUCUUCCAGCUUUAAUUGCCAUAUUAGUUAUAGUGAUAAUUGCAUUAUUACUUCUUAUCUGUUGUCGUCAUAGACGACCGAGCAAAGAAAUCAAAGAUGCUGACAAACCUGCCUUCCUGGAGGAUCGACGUCCAAUAAUCUUCCCAGAAGAGUUAGAAAUGGUUGAUCCUUCAUUAAAACCAAAGACACCUCUUGUGCUGCCAUCAGACUAUUUAACAGAAACUCCUCCUGCUGUACCACCACAUGGGCGACCAGCCCCACCUUACCGAACACCCAUGUUGGAUGAGGAUAGGUUUCCAGGGGAGGAUGAAAAUCCGCCCCACCUGUCUACAUAUGGGGGACAUUCACAACAAACAGAACCACCACCAUACCGUCUACCUCCACCAUACUACAAUCCACACAGAAUGGCAUAGAUUACUUAUGUACAUCUAGAGUUAUUUUUUGUAUAAAUGUAAGAUUUGUAGAAAUCAUUACCUUUGUUUAUCUGUUACCUUUGUAUAAACUCUUUUAUUGUUCUGUAAGAUUUAUCCAUUAUCUUUCUAUUAACUAAGAUUUAUAGUGAAUUAUAUUUUUGGGGGUUGAAGUUAAUGUAAAAGGCCUAUUAUAGAUAUAGAUCAAACAGAUAUGCAUUUAAUUCUAAGGUACCAUACUUUCACCAUCAUAAAAAAAUUGUAAUUUUGAUUAAAUAUUUAUUAAGAUUUAGUCAGACAUGUGAACAUCUCGGAGAGCCAAAGGGAGAUUAUAGAUUGUGACACAAACUUUUGCAGUUUUAUGAUUAAUUUUACAUUUAAGUAAACAAAUGCUUAAAUUGUCUUCUGUUUCCAACUCUCUUUUUCAGUCUAAUUACUUUAGAAAAUUAUCCUCAGUGUCAUCAUAGAAAAAUACUUUUCCGUAGGAUUUAAGCUUAAACUUUUGUUUGAUGUACUUUAUAUACUAGGUGUGUUCCCUCCUGCAGUUUGUAUGUUUUGGCAGUCAUUUGCAAUAGUUUCUCAUUCGGCGAAUUUAGCAUUCUGGAGAUUUCUCGCCAAAUCUCGAAUUUUCAAAACGAGGCACAGACUGCCAGGUCAGAACUAAGUGAUAAUGAUAACGAAGCGAUAGGAUGCUGUUUGACAAAAUAAUUUACCACUCCUACAGAAAGAUCCCUUAAACGUCAAUGAAAAUGAAAUCUUAAAAGUAAAUUUUUAUUGAGUUACAAAUAUAAGACCAAAGUUGGUAGAUCCAAAUUACAGAAGUGUGACACAGUCCUCUGACAUUCAAAUAACUGCUAUUUUUCAAAGAGGUAGUUGAUAUCCAUGACGUGAAUCCCAUUUUUUGUUAUACUUAUGCGUUUUUACCAGGAAGGAAAAUUGUAGAUGCAGAGCCUCAUUACUGCCAAAACAGUUACACACAAACCGGAUAUUCUCACCUGCUUCUAUAAUCAGUGACAGAUUAUUAGUCCCCUACUGGUUAAAAACCCGUGUUGGGGACUAUAGGAAUACACUUUUCCAUCCGCCAUUCCGUCUGUCCUUCCGUCUGCAAUUUCGUGUCCGGUCCAUAACUCUGUCAUUCAUAAGGGAUUUUAAUAUUACUUGGCACAAAUGUUCCCCAUGAUGAGACGACAUGUCAUGCACGAAACCUGGAGCCCUGGCUCAAAGGUCAAGGUUACAAUUGGAGGUCAAUGGUCAACAGGGCUUUUUUCCGGUCCAGUCCAUUACUCUGCCAUCCAUGAAUAUUACUUGGCACAAAUGUACCUCAUAAUAAGACGACAUGUCGUGCACAACUUUCAGACCCCUAGCUCAAAUGUCAAGGUCACACUUGGCAGUCAAAUGUUACAUGGCAUGCAUGGACAGGGUCUGUUUCGUGUUUGGUCCAUAACUCUGUCAUUCAUUGAAGGAUAUUGAUAUUACUUGGCACAAAUAUUUCCCAUGAUGAGACAACAUGGCAUGCGCUAAACCCGGACCCAUAGCUUAAAGGUCAAGGUCACAAUUUGAGGUCAGAGGUCAACAGGUUUUUUUUUUCUGUCCAGUCUGUAUCUCUGUCAUCCAUCAAGGGAUUACAGUUUUACUUGGCAUAAAUGUUCCCCAUGAUGAGAUGACAUGUCAUGCGCAACACCCAGAACCCUAGCUUAAUGAUCAAGGUCAAACUUGGAGAUCAGAGGUCAAUAGGAUUUUUUUCCUGUCCUGUCUAUAACUUUGUCAUGCAGAACAGGAUUUAAAUAUCACUUGGAACAAAUAUUCCCCAGGAUGAGACAAAGUGACAUGCACAAAAGCCUGGCCUUUGGCUGAGAGGUCAAGGUCAGACUUGGAAGUCAAAGGCCAAAAUGGCUUUUUUCCUGUCCAGUCUGUAACUCGACAAUCCUUAAAGGGAUUUUAAUAUUACCUGGCACAAAUGUUCACCACCAUGAGACACAGUGUCAUGUGCAAGAACCAGGUCCCUAGGUCUAAGGUCCAGGUCUGACUUAGAGGCCAAAGGUCAGAUACAAGGAUGACUUUGUUCGGAGCAUUUCUUCUUCAUGCGUGGAGGGAUUUUGAUGUAACUUGAAACAAAUGUUUACCACCAUGAGACGGAUUGUCAUGGGCAAGAGCUAGGUCCCUAGGUCUGAGGUCAAGGUCACACUUAGAGGUAAAAUGUCAAAUUCAAGAAUACCAUUCUAUGGAGCAUUUCUUCUUAAUGCAUGGAGGGAUUUUUAUGUAACUUGGCACAAAUGUUCCACACCAUGAGGCACCCAUGUUUUUAGAAUUACUUCCCUUUGUUUUUACUAUAAAUAGCUUAUAUUGUAACUUUUUAUGCCCCCGAAGGGAGGCAUAUUAGUUUUCAACUGUCUGUUCAUUAGUUCUUUCGUCACAACGUUAACUUUUUGCAUGAAGGCACUUUACUCGCGAACCACUGCAUCCAGGACCUUCAAACUUCACAAGCUGAUAGUACUUAUUGAGUACACGACCCCUACUGACUUUGGGGUCACCAGGUCAAAGGUCAAGGUCACCAGGUCAAAGGUCAAGGGGCUGCGGGGGCAUUUGUCACCAUUAGUGACAGCUCUUAUUUAUUACUGGCCGUAGGGAAAUAUCGAGACCACUUUUCUGUGGUACAACAUGCAUGUUACAACCAAUUUUUAGGUGUAUUUUGACCUAUCUCUACCUGGUGAAGAGUUUUGUGCAGAUUUAUAUUAUAUAGAUUUUUUUUUAGGAUUAACUUGCCUUUGGUGUUACUAUAAAUAAACAGUAGAGAAAAUUAGGUGCCUUCCAGUUGGGGACUUUGUAUUGCAUGACAAUACUUCAUUCACUUGUUAUAUUCUUGUUUGAUAGGAAGUUGUAAACCAUAUUUUUGUUGCAGUUAGCAACAUAACAUUAAUCCUCCUUGUGCAAUGUUGUUGUUCCGUUGAUGUUGUGACUUUACUGUUUACAAGCUGGUAUGCCAAAUAUAUAUUUACGCUUUUAUGUAACUUAAGCCAUUUUUGGUGCUCACUUUUUAUUUUAGAUAUUACACAUUUUACAUUUUUAUGCCAAGUCUAGUCAUUACACUUAUUGAUAUACAUGUAGCAAUUGUCCUUAAUGCUUGUUUAUCCUUAUGUUCUUUUUUCUAUGUAUAUUGAUUUUUAUGUCCAGAUUGCUUUUGCUUUUGCUUAUAACUUUUUGUUGAAAGCUUGAAAUUUACUCACUGCUGAUUCUUCUUUUAUCUUAUCUUGUUUUUGUAUCAUAUCUGUAGAUGCCCAGCAUACAGUGUAGUGUUGAUUUGAUAUUUUUUGUAUGUCUUUUAUUUCACAAUAUUUCCAGUCCAUAUGUAUUUCUAUACAUGAGGCUAUAUACAGCUUAUACAUCACCAGUGAAUCUUGUAACCAUAAAGGGGUAGCAUUCCUGUGGUCACAAGUUUUGGCUGGCUACAUUUGUUUACAUAUGUCACAUCAUGAGAAAAAAUUGCAUUUUUGCUGUAGUUGCCCACAGAAAGUGUUGUGAGGUGUUGUUGGAACAUUUGCUAUUCAAACAGCUACCAUUAGUUGACAAUUUAUUUGACAUCCGUUUCUUUAAGAGUAUUGAAAAUUGAAUCAAAUAAAUCACUGUGGAAGAAAAAACACACCUCAUAAUCACAGUUUAUUCCUUAAACAUAUUUGAUAAUCUGUCUUUAAAAAUUAUCAAGUACCUGGUUAUAUUUAGCAGCUGAAUUGUUUUACCAGAUAAUUUGCAUGUUUCACUGUGGUAAUAUUUUGGACUAUAUAACUAUAUUGAAUGUUAUCCAGUCUACUAUUGAGUACUAUGGCCAGGUUACAGGAGAUUAUAUCAUAAGCAACAGUAAUUAGCUGUAGAUAUAUUAAAGGGAAAAUGAUAUUGCAGUUCAGGAAUUCAUGAAAAAGUCUUUCAGGUCACAUAAAGAAAAUUACAAGUUAUUUUAUAGGAAUUAUUUUAUAGAUACCUUUUAAGGUGAAUAAUUUCUCCUUCAAGAUAGAAUAUAAGUGGUGUUGUGUGACAAUCAGUAUCUGCAUCACAGUUAACACCCUCCCCUUCCAUUGGUUGGUACAUGUUAAAAUGAACAUUCUGAAAUGGUCUUUGGACAAGUCUCAUGCUAAAACAGAGAUUUUUGGCCUAUCGGUUAUUAUUGCCUUAGUUGUAAAACUUGUAAAUUUUAUGAGUGUACUGAACAUGUAUUACAUUAUGAUAUAUAUUGCCUAGUGUAUUUUUGUAUCAUAACUGUGCCAUCAGGAAAUCAUAACCAAUUAAAGGAGAUAUUUAGAAUUUGUAUUUUUGAUUUAAUGAUUAUGUACAAAGUUGAUUUUUGUGAUAAAUCUCAUUGAAAACUGUA